CAGAGAAAGAUGUUGGAUCCGUGGCAGCCGUCUCUACCCAACGCCUCCUACCCUUCCUUCCCCAAAACCUCCCGCUACGCUGCCAACACUCUUGUCUUCUCUCUCUCUCUCCCUCCCCCGCCCUCCCUCUCCCUCUCCCUCUGUCAUUGCGGGGAAUCGAGGGUGGGGGCGGGUGAUAAAGAGAGGUGGGCAGGAGAGAAAUCUCUAAGAGGAGACAGGACAGAUCUAGGGAGGGGGCGAGCCUGGAGGACAGUCGCACAGGGAGGGGAGAACUCCCAAGCCAGGGAGGGGGUGCACCGUCACCUGGUGGGACAGAGGCUGGAGGAGGGACGGGAACCCAGGCGGGGCGAGCCGCCUGAGAGUGGAAGGGCAGGCGCCUGGGCUGGAGGCGGAGACCAGGCGGGGCAGGGAGGCGGGGGAGGAGGGCGGUGGGAGCCUGAGCCGGAAUCGCAGCGUGAGCAGGUGGAGCUGCGGUGGGAGUCCGCCGGGUCGAGCAGAGUAAGGCGGCGGGCUCGGCGGGGGCCAUGGAGCUGCUAAAGCUGAACCGUAGCGUGCAGGGAACCGGACCCGAGCCGGGGGCUUCCCUGUGCCGCCCGGGGGCGCCUCUCCUCAACAGCAGCAGUGUGGGCAACCUCAGCUGCGAGCCCCCUCGCAUUCGCGGAACCGGGACACGAGAAUUGGAGCUGGCCAUUAGAAUCACUCUUUAUGCAGUGAUCUUCCUGAUGAGCGUUGGAGGAAACGUGCUCAUCAUCGUGGUCCUGGGACUGAGCCGCCGCCUGAGGACCGUCACCAAUGCCUUCCUCCUCUCACUGGCAGUCAGCGACCUCCUGCUGGCUGUGGCUUGCAUGCCCUUCACCCUCCUGCCCAAUCUCAUGGGCACAUUCAUCUUUGGCACAGUUAUCUGCAAGGCGGUUUCCUACUUCAUGGGGGUGUCUGUGAGCGUGUCCACACUAAGCCUCGUGGCCAUAGCACUGGAGCGGUACAGCGCCAUCUGCCGACCACUGCAGGCACGAGUAUGGCAGACGCGCUCCCACGCGGCUCGCGUGAUCGUAGCCACGUGGCUGCUGUCCGGACUACUCAUGGUGCCCUACCCCGUGUACACCGUCGUGCAACCAGUGGGGCCUCGUGUGCUACAGUGCGUGCAUCGCUGGCCCAGUGCACGGGUCCGCCAGACCUGGUCCGUACUGCUGCUCCUGCUCUUGUUCUUUAUCCCGGGUGUGGUUAUGGCCGUGGCCUAUGGGCUUAUCUCUCGCGAGCUCUACUUAGGGCUUCGCUUUGUCGGUGACAGUGACAGCGAGAGCCAAAGCAGGGUCCGAAGCCAAGGCAGGCUGCCAGGUGCUGUUCACCAGAACGGGCGUUGCGGGUCUGAGACUGGCGCGGUUGGCGAAGACAGUGAUGGCUGCUACGUGCAACUUCCGCGUUCCCGGCCUGCGCUGGAGCUGUCGGCUCUGACGGCUCCUGGGCCCGGCUCCCGGCCCACCCAGGCCAAGCUGCUGGCUAAGAAGCGUGUGGUGCGAAUGUUGCUGGUGAUCGUUGUGCUUUUUUUUCUGUGUUGGUUGCCAGUUUAUAGUGCCAACACGUGGCGCGCCUUUGAUGGCCUGGGUGCACACAGAGCACUCUCAGGUGCUCCUAUCUCCUUCAUUCACUUGCUGAGCUAUGCCUCGGCCUGUAUCAAUCCCUUGGUCUACUGCUUCAUGCACCGUCGCUUUCGCCAGGCCUGCCUGGAAACGUGCGCUCGCUGCUGCCCCCGGCCUCCACGAGCUCGCCCCAGGCCUCUUCCUGAUGAGGACCCUCCCACUCCAUCCAUUGCUUCCCUGUCCAGGCUUAGCUACACUACCAUCAGCACGCUGGGCCCUGGAUGAGGAGUAGAGGGGCCGUGGGGGCUGAGGCAGGGCAAAUGACAAGCACUGAUCCUUCCAGACACACAAAACACAAAUCACAACUGACGCAGGAGACCGACACCCAAAGCAUGGACUAACCCCAAAGCACAGGAAAAGGUAGGUUAUGUGACACAAAAGGAACAAGAAUGGAGCAGUACACAGGAAAGGAGGCAUGCCUCUGAUAUGGGACUGAGCCUGGCCCAUAGAAACAUGACACUGACCUUGGACAGACACAGUAUCCCUAGCAGUGAACUAUUUCUACACAGUGGGAACUCUGACAAGUGCUGACCUGCCUCUCACACACAGAUUAAUGGCACUGAUUGUUUUAGAGACUAUGGAGCCUGGCACAGGACUGACUCUGGGAUGCUCCUAGUUUGACCUCACAAUGCCCUUUCCCGAUCAGUACUGAAAAUACCAUCAGGCCCAAUCUCAUACCUCUGACCAACAGGCCAUUAUGCACUGAAAAGGUUCUUCAUCCCUUUCCAGUUAAGUACCAUGGCCCUGCCCUCUCCUUCCUUACCCAAACUGUUCAAGAAAUAAUAAAUUAUUUGGCUUCCUCCUGAA
This is a messenger RNA of Piliocolobus tephrosceles (Ugandan red Colobus), 2444 nucleotides long. RefSeq names its product cholecystokinin B receptor (gene CCKBR). Gene Ontology annotation, molecular function: neuropeptide receptor activity; gastrin receptor activity. Gene Ontology annotation, cellular component: plasma membrane. Gene Ontology annotation, biological process: neuropeptide signaling pathway. Bases 525 to 1862 code for a protein of 445 amino acids. The transcript has 5 exons. NCBI's taxonomy places the organism in Eukaryota, Metazoa, Chordata, Mammalia, Primates, Cercopithecidae. The record is from RefSeq and is a predicted model, not a curated record.